This is a messenger RNA of Choloepus didactylus (southern two-toed sloth), 3085 nucleotides long. RefSeq names its product vascular cell adhesion molecule 1 (gene VCAM1). The record is from RefSeq and is a predicted model, not a curated record. The transcript is spliced from 9 exons. Gene Ontology annotation, cellular component: membrane. Lineage: Eukaryota; Metazoa; Chordata; Mammalia; Pilosa; Megalonychidae. Bases 114 to 2327 code for a protein of 737 amino acids. Gene Ontology annotation, molecular function: integrin binding. Gene Ontology annotation, biological process: cell-cell adhesion.
CCUCACUGAGCCUCACUGGCUUUAUGAGCUAAAGGCUCUUCCUAGGCAGUUCCAGGUGGUAAAGAAAGAAGGGUUUUGGAACCAUUAUUUUCUCAUCACAGCAGCAACCUAAAAUGUCUGGGAAGAUGAUCGUGAUCUUUGGAGUCUCAAGUAUACUUUGGAUGGUGCUUGCAGCUCAAGACUUUAAAGUCGAGAUCUCCCCUGAAUCCAGAAUCGUCACUCAGAUUGGUGACUCUGUCUCACUGACUUGCAGCACCAUGGGCUGUGACGCCCCCUCUUUCUCUUGGAGAACCCAGAUAGACAGUCCACUGAACGGGAAGGUGAGGAGUGAGGGAACCAAGUCUACGCUGACCAUGAGUCCUGUUAGUUUUGAGAAUGAACACUCUUACCUGUGCACAGCGACUUGCAAUUCUAGACCACUGGAAAAAGGAAUCCAAGUGGAGAUCUACUCUUUCCCUAAGGACCCAGAGAUACAUUUGAGUGGACUUCUGGAGGUCGGGAAGCCAGUCACAGUCACAUGUUUGGUCCCUGACAUUUAUCCAUUUGACAGGCUGGAGAUAGAUUUACUGAAGGGCAACCAUCUCAUGAAGACUCAGGACUUUCUAGAGGAUAUGGACAGGAAGUCCCUGGAAACCAAGAGUUUGGAAGUAACCUUUACUCCUAUCUCUGAGGAUACUGGAAAAUCCCUUGUUUGUCGAGCUAAAUUACACAUUGCUGAUAUUGAUUCUAUGCCCAAAGAAAGAGAGACUACAAAAACACUACAAGUCUACAUCUCACCCAAGAAUACAGUUAUCUCUGUGAAUCCCUCCACAAGACUGCAAGAAGGUGGCUCUGUGACCAUGACAUGUUCCAGUGAUGGUCUACCAGCUCCAGAGAUUUUAUGGAGAAAGAAGUUAGAAAAUGAGACUCUACAGCCCCUUUCCAGGAAUGCAACUCUCACCUUAACUGCCAUGAGAACAGAAGAUUCUGGAAUUUAUGUGUGUGAAGGAAUUAAUCUAGUUGGGAGAAACAGAAAAGAGGUGGAAUUAAUUGUAAAAAAAAAACCGUUUACAGUUGAGAUCUCCCCUGGACCCCAAAUUGCUGCUCAGAUUGGUGAUUCAGUCGUGUUGACAUGUGGUGUCACAGGCUGCGAGUCCCCAUCUUUCUCUUGGAGAACUCAGAUCGACAGCCCGCUGAGCAAGAAGGUGUGGAGUGAGGGGACCAAGUCCACACUGACCCUGAGCCCUGUCAGUCUGGAGAACGAACACUUGUAUGUGUGUACAGUGACCUGUGGGGAUAUGAAAGUGGAAAGAGGAAUCCAGGUGAACCUCUACUCUUUCCCUAGUGAUCCAGAAAUUGAGAUGAGUGAUCUACUAGUGAAUGGAACUCCUGUCACUGUAAGCUGCAAGGUUCCUAAUGUGUACCCUUUAGACCGUUUGGAGAUCGAAUUACUACAAGGGGAGAGUCUUAUGAAGAAGCAAGAGUUUUUGGAGGACAUGGAUAAGCAAUCCCUAGAGACCAAGAGUUUGGAAAUGACCUUUAUCCCUACCACCAAAGAUACUGGGAAAGUUCUUGUUUGUCAGGCUAAGUUACAUAUUGAUGGAAUGGAGUUUGAACCCAAACAAAGGUGGAGUACACAGACACUUUAUGUUAAUGUUGCCCCCAUGGAUACAACCGUCUUGGUCAACCCCUCUACCAUCCUGGAGGAAGGUAGUUCUGUGGACAUGACAUGCUUUAGUGGUGGCUUUCCAGCUCCAAAGAUCCUGUGGAGCAAGCAGCUAAAUGAUGGGGAUCUGCAGCCUCUUUCUGAGAAUGCAACUCUUACCUUAAUCUCUACAAAGAUGGAAGAUUCUGGUAUUUAUGUGUGUGAAGGGAUUAACCAGGCUGGAAUAAGCAGAAAAGAAGUGGAAUUGAUUAUUCAGGUUGCUCCAAAAGACGUGCAACUUACAGCUUUUCCUUCUGAAAGUGUUAAGGAAGGAGAUACUGUCAUCAUCUCCUGUACUUGUGGAAAUGUUCCAGAAGCAUGGAUAAUCCUGAAGAAAAAAGCGGAGAUGGGAGACAAGUUGCUAAAAUCUAUAGGAGGUGCAUAUACCAUACUCAAGGCCCAGUUAGAGGAUGCAGGAGUGUACGAAUGCGAAUCUAAAAAUGAGGUUGGCUCACAAUUGAGAAGUUUAACACUCGAUGUAAAAGGAAGAGAAAAUAAUGACUAUUUUUCUCCUGAAUUUCUCGUGCUUUGUUGUACAUCCUUCUUGAUAAUACCUGCCAUUGGAAUGAUCAUUUACUUUGCGAGAAAAGCCAACAUGAAAGGGUCAUACAGUCUUGUCGAAGCACAGAAAUCAAAAGUGUAGCUAACAUUUGAAAUGUUCAACCAGAAACAUUAUUUAUCAGUCCAAAUCCUUUAUAUUGCUCAUCAUUCCUCAAGAAAAACAACCAGCUGAGAGUUCAGACUUCCCUCAACACAGAGGACACAUGGAAAGAAAUGGCUACUGAGCCCCUUGCUAUGAACAAGAAGCCAAAGGAAAACUUUCUGUCUGAAAAAUAGACACUGGCCCAUUGAGAUUUGAUGACUGGAGCAGUUCCUUGAGGUGUAUAUACAUACAUAAUCUGUACAUAUGUAAAAUAAAAUUAUUCCAUGGAAAAGUUGCUUGGAAUAGCCACACUCUAUAUUGAGAUUCCUAAAAUAGAGUGUUGCUUGAACUGACUGUUAUAACUUAAUGCAUCCUAGGAAAAUUUUACAUUAAUAUUGACUGGCAGCUGACCUAUGUAAUCUUUUUUUAAAAUUUUAUUUCCUUUAACAAGGUUUUAUUCCUAUAAAGUUCUUUGAUGACAAUUUCACAUUUUAUAAAAAUGCUAGGGUUUUAUAUUUUUAUAGCAAAUAAUAACAAAGAAGGCACUGGUUUGACUUUCAGGUACUAAACAACUCAACCUGUGGUAUAAUGGUUGACUGGAUUGCUCUGUAUGGUACUGACGUGGUACGGAGACGUUUUUGGAUGUUGCUUGUUGAUCAAACUCUUGUGUAACUUUCCCAAUGUGGUCUAGAAAUGCAACUUCUUUUGUAAAUGCUUAGGUUUUUUGUGUAGUAAAGUGAUAAUAUCUGGAACUGGAA